This is a messenger RNA of Brugia pahangi, 201 nucleotides long. Lineage: Eukaryota; Metazoa; Nematoda; Chromadorea; Rhabditida; Onchocercidae. The record is from the annotation of a GenBank genome assembly.
AUGAAGAUAAGAGUAGGUACGUAUUGGUACGAAGCGCCUCAAGGAACAAGACUAACUGUCCAUUAUUUGAGAUGUUUGAUGUUUUUUCCUUCAAAGAAGAAAAGCUCGUUUUUGGAUUUUUACCUCACGGAACUAGUACCUUGGUACCUUGCGGCACCCGUUACUACUGCUAUGGACAUACCUGUAAUGAGUGAAUUAUGA